This is a messenger RNA of Sungouiella intermedia, 2124 nucleotides long. NCBI's taxonomy places the organism in Eukaryota, Fungi, Ascomycota, Pichiomycetes, Serinales, Metschnikowiaceae. The record is from the annotation of a GenBank genome assembly.
AUGUACUGGCCCCACACUUGCACUUCGGCCUGUGAAUCGGUAUAUUCUUCCGUAUAUCUUACCUGUUCAACCAUUGAUGUUACAGGUGAAAUGAUCACAAGUGAUACCUGUAGGCUGACCAAUGAGCAGUACAUGAGCAGUUUAGCUUGGUGUUGGGAAGUUCAGUGUCAGAACUAUUCAAUCUCUUUCGAAGAUUUCCAGAAGGCUUGGAAAAUCUCUCUUGAAAACGCAACUUUGACUUUCGAGGAUGCACUAGCAAUCGGAAGGCCAUCCGAAUUAAUUGAUAAGAGCACUCAGUGGUUGAAUACAUCCAUGCUUCCUGUGCAAUCUUACUACUAUCCAUUUUAUAAGACAGCACAAGAAUUCUAUCAGCUGGAGAAGUGGCAUGCUAUCUUUGGAGUCAUUUUGAUUUUCAUUCCAUGGUUAUUGGUUAUUCUUGGGUUUCUUAACAACAUCAUUGAAUCCACUCAAUUUGUCUCCAGAAAUCUUCCUGUAGGCUUGAGAAUUUGGAUUCGAAAGCACAUUUUGGUGCCUGCUUUAUUCAAUGAGAAAUCGAACGUGCCCUUGCAUCUUACAUCCAAGAUUCCGUUUGAUUAUGUUCCUCCAAGAAUUGUUUCAAUAGCAAUUGUUAUCUACUAUGCCAUCAAUGUGAUCUUCUGCUCUGUGAACUAUUCGUCGUUUCCAGAGAACUUAUGGUGGGACACGAGUGCUGACCAGAUUAUGACCUAUGUGAGCAAUCGCACGGGAGUCUUGUCCUUUGUCAACUUACCGAUACUUAUUCUUUUUGCCAGCCGCAAUAACAUUUUUCAAUGGAUGACGGGCUGGUCAUAUGCCACCUUCCAGUUCUUCCACAGGCAUGUUGCAUUCAUUUGCACGCUCCAAGCAGUGAUUCAUUCAGUUUUGUACACCGUACUCAAGCUCCGGAUGCCAGGAGGAGCUGCCACCUAUGCUGCUGAAGCUGCCAAACCAUACUGGUAUUGGGGCAUCAUAGCUACAACUCUGUUGUGCUUGAUUCUACCGCUCUCUAUAUUGAAGUUGCGCAGGCUCAGUUACGAAGCGUUCAUUUUCUUUCACUACUCACUAGCAAUCGUGGCCAUUGCAGGAUGUAAAUUCCAUAUUAGUCGUCGAUUCAAAACAGAGUGGGGUUACAAUUAUUGGUUGUAUGCUACCUAUGCCGUAUGGGGCUUUGAUUUUCUCAUUCGAAUCGUGAGAGUCGUCAGACUGAUCUGGAUGGGAAUCUCGGUGCAUGCCACUAUUGAGCUAGCAGAAUCUGAAACAGAAGUUUUGAAAAUAACUUAUUCAGCUAGUCGUUUUCAAACACAGAGAUGUGUCGAUAACUAUUACUACCUCUAUUUCCCAACGAUUCUUCCCUGCUUUACCAGCCAUCCUUUCACGUUGAGUGGAUGGACAUUUGAAGACCAUCUCAAUCUCAGAGCUUCCAAAGAGAUCCCGGUAAACUCUUCAUCAGAGAAUAUUAGUUCCACCUCAGAAAAAAACAGCUCUACUCGGGUAUAUGAAAGUGAAUCUUCCAAUCCCGAAUUGAUAUUUUACGCUAAAGUUCAGCGUGGAACAACUGCACAAUUAUUUAUGCGACUUGAGAAGAACAAUUUUCAGCCCAUAACUGUCUUUUCUCUUGUCGAAGGGCCCUACGGUUCCUAUGAUACGACCGUUCUCUCCAAAUAUAAUGUGGUGGUUAUCCUAACUGGAGGUAUUGGCCGAACGGUUGCUCAGAACUUCUUGAACUACUACAUUCAGUAUUGCAGAAUGUAUCAAACCAAAAGUUUUGCAAGGUUGGAAAUAAUGAACUCAAACCGGAAUGCUACUUCUCUUGCUCAGUUUCAACGACAAGCAACCAAACUUCAAGCUGAAUUCCCAGAGAUUAUGGACAAAGUCAGUAUUACGCAACAUGACUCUUCUGGGGGCCUUAGAAUCGACGUGAGGCUGUUUCUUGAGACCACUAUCGCCCAGGUUAAGACUGAUAUUCCUGGAAAUGCUCGUGUGGGAGUAGUCUCAUGUGGGCCAGAUAAGUUUUUAGACGUUACACGUAAAACUGUUGCGGAGUUACAGAAGGAGAUGCGAAAUGGAGUUGUGGUUGACUACAUUUCCUCCUCUUUUUCUUGGUGA